Selaginella moellendorffii is the source of this 1132-nucleotide messenger RNA. RefSeq names its product polygalacturonase. The transcript has 2 exons. Bases 458 to 988 code for a protein of 176 amino acids. Gene Ontology annotation, biological process: stomatal complex development; guard cell differentiation. The record is from RefSeq and is a predicted model, not a curated record. NCBI's taxonomy places the organism in Eukaryota, Viridiplantae, Streptophyta, Lycopodiopsida, Selaginellales, Selaginellaceae.
UGACUUAAGCUCGGUGCGCGACUCCGCUGAUGAUAUGUUGCAUAACGCAGCAUGUGAAGAACACAGUGGAGGUGUCGACGUCUGCAAGCUCUGGUGAUGCUCUUUUAACUUUGCUCUCGUUUCGGUACUAGCGGCCCAAGGACUUUUACCAGAAGAGCCACCCAUUCCUUUCGUCCUUCAGUUGCGUGCUGGAUUAACGGGCCCUCAGGAAUCUCUCCAGAUUGCAGGCAAAGGAGAACGCUGCUGUGAUUGUGAUGCCAACCCUGUAACCUCCCUCGCGUAUUACAGACCGCGGCACGAUAUAUAGGACGAUGAAUUUUGGCUUCCAGCCGCAGUAGCCAGGAGCUGGAGCAGCAUAGCUACGAGUGUCCUCAAAACUUGGUCCACUGGAGAAGAAUCUUUCCAUAGAACUCUGCUGUCAGCGCCACCAAAGAUAUGUUGUUUUCGGUCUUAUAGGAUGCUGCUGCUGCUGCUGCUGCUGCUGUUUGUCUCUAGAGUCACAAGCCUUGCCAAUGCCGGUAGCAUGGUUGUCUCCAACAAAUUCUCCUGCUGGCUGCUGAUCUCACUCCUCCUCCUCCAGCUCGCUAGUCUCACAACUCCGAGUCCUUUCCCCCGGGGAAGAAAGGAUGACCCUCGUCGCCACGACAAUCAAAGCCUGGCAAGGGUGAUUGCCACAGCACCGGGAUCCAAGCCUCCGAGUUGUCUCAACAAGUGCGACUCUUGCACUCCAUGCCAGGCAGUUCAAGCGGUACAAGAAGCUCCGGACACUGUUAUAACGGGUAUAGGCUCCAGGCCACCGAGCUGCCAGAAUAAGUGCAACCGAUGCCUCCCUUGCCAAGCAGUCCAGGUUCCCACCCCCGAUCCCAAGGAUGAGGAGGCCAAGCGAGUUUCUCCGGCGAAAGAUGAACGUGAGGCGGCUGCUCUUUACUCCAAUUACAAGCCCAAAGGAUGGAGGUGCCAAUGCGGAAACAAGCUCUUCAAUCCGUAGAUAGCAGUAGUGUUCCUGUUUGCGUUUGUGGCAUGUCAGUUCUAGCAUAGAGUGUAAGAUCGAGAAUGUCUGUUUGUUUUACCGAGAAAAGUAGACUUUUUUCCGAGAGUGCUCGGCCUCUUACUGUGACGAUAGCUGAGCGAA